This is a messenger RNA of Paramecium sonneborni, 990 nucleotides long. The record is from the annotation of a GenBank genome assembly. Lineage: Eukaryota; Ciliophora; Oligohymenophorea; Peniculida; Parameciidae.
AUGUUUUCUAUUCUUAAAUCUUCAGUUGAAAUUUCAGAACAAAAAUAAUUCCAUUAUGAACUUGAUUAAUAAAUAUCUAUACCAGAUGCUUGGUGUGGCUCAAUUUCUAUAAAUUCUAAUAAAUUAUUACUUUUUGCUGGAUGUUCAUUUAGAACUUUAAUCUUUUAAUUUAGUAAAUAAACUAAAUUAUUAGUAUCAAUAUUGGAAGAAAAUUUUGCAAUAAGUACUAUAUUAUUGAAAAAUAAUUCAAAAGAAGCAUUUAAAGGAGAUUGUAAAGGGAAUAUUAAAAUUACUUAAAUAAAUGGGUUAAAUAAUUAUCGAUUUUUAAUUAAGUCUAAAGAACAUAAAGAUUGUAUUACUCAAUUUUUGAUAUCAAAAGAUGAACAACUUUUUAUUUCAAGUAGUAUUGAUGGAAAUAUUAAAUUUUGGAAUUCAGGAUAUUUGAUAAAUUGCAUUUAAACUAUAGAAAGCAAUUUAGGUAGUGUUCUUGGGAUAAGUUUGAAUUAAUCAGAAAAUGAAUUAAUUGCAUGUGGAAAAAAAUAGAUAAUUUUAGUUAUUAAUAAAUCAAUUAUAAAUAAGUAAUGGUAUAUAUUUCAUUAAAUUGAAACAGAGUCUUAUGGAUAUAGAUUAUGUUAUAUUUCAGAAAAUGCAUUUACUUUUCAACCUAAUUGUCUUGGAAAAUUGCAAAUUUAUUAAAAAAAUCAACUAUCCUUUUUUUAUAACAAUAUAAAUGAAUUCUAAGUUAAGAGAAAUUAUAUAGAUUGUUUAUUCCCAUAAUAAUAUAUUCAAAAAAAAUCAAUAUUAAUCAAUAAGAUAGGAAAUUUUAUUUAUAUUAUUAAAUUCAUAAAUUAAACUCAAAUUCUUUAAGUUUAAGUUAUUGAUUUUGAAACUUACAAUAUAUAUGGAUCAAUUAGUGAUGAUGCAGAAUUCUUAAUAACCUGGGAUGAUAAAACUGAGUUAAUAUCUAUUAGAAAAUUACAAGAAAUUUGA